Molecule: messenger RNA, 4768 nt
Organism: Conger conger (European conger)
Lineage: Eukaryota; Metazoa; Chordata; Actinopteri; Anguilliformes; Congridae
Gene: pex1
Product: peroxisomal biogenesis factor 1
Exons: 24
Coding region: 272-4027 (1251 amino acids)
Biological process (GO): protein import into peroxisome matrix
Cellular component (GO): cytosol; peroxisomal membrane; peroxisome
Molecular function (GO): ATP hydrolysis activity; ATP binding
Source: RefSeq, a predicted model, not a curated record
UUAACUUCAGCUUGUUUGCGUAUUACUUGCAGUGUAUUCCGUAUCGGGACGAAUGGGACAAUGGUUUAUUUUGUCAUAUUUGGGUAUCGAGAUGAAAGUUUCCUGAUCGGCUAACAUAAAUUAUCAAUGAAAUUGUGAUCGGUCAAUUUUGUCUUUGCACAGAGAACACCACAUUAUGUUCGUGCUCUGUACCCAAUCCGGCGUGAGUUCAACCAUAAUGUGUAUGCACUAAGCCCAGCAAGGAUAGUUUUGGCUGGCUAGUUGGUGAACAAUGCUGGGUAGCCAUGGGAUUCAACCUGUCACUGUGGUGUUUAACAACUCUAAAAACUGUUUCAUUCACCUUCCUUCCAACUUAGUAUCACAGCUUUGUCUUCAGGAGACUCAAGUUUUAGAGCUUUCCUGGGGGGUCUGUACUCCUGUAUAUCUAAGCUGGACGAGAUGUGUACAAAAUUCUAAUCGGAACGAAAACACUGUCGAGGUCAAUAGGCAGCUGGGUGACAAGCUUGGCAUCAAAGAUGGAGAGCAGGGCUUUCUGCGGCCCUGUCAGCAGGUUCUGUCUGUUCAACGGGUAAUGGUAGAGCCACUGUCUCCAGAUGACUGGGAGAUACUGGAGCUUCACAGCUCAGCGCUGGAACAGCAGCUCCUGGACCAGGUCCGAGUAGUUUUCCCGGCUGGAGUGUUUCCUGUGUGGGUGAACCAGUGCACUGUCAUCUACAUUCAAAUAGCCUCCCUUUCACCGUCCGUACCUUACGGACACCUGGAGCAGUUCACCGAGCUUGUGGUCUCGCCCAAAUCACGCGACGGUGGAGGGCACCCUGCCAGCGGUCUCCCCAGGCCCACAGGAGUUGGGGACCCAAACCAAAGCCCGCAUCUGCAGAGGCAGGAGAACUUUGAGGUCCCGGAGUCCCCCCAGACUUCUCCACUGGACGGCCCCGAGCCCAGUCCGGGCAUGUGGGGAGUCAGCCACCUGAAGAACCUGGUGCGGUACAUGCUCACAGGCACCGUUAACCCUGAUAGGGAGGUCCCCUCUGUUCCUGCAAUAGCCCCUCUCCUCAGGGACGCCCUGUUCCGUGUGUGUGGGACCCCGCCCUUCCCUGUCGGACACCAGGGGGCCCUGCAAGUCAUGCCCUGGGGUCACCACGAUGGCGAGGGUGACCGGGACCGAGCCGUGAUGACAUACGGUUGGGUCUCCCGGCAGCACUCGCCCAAAGAGCAGAGAGAGCGAGCGAAGCAGGCCUCAGAGAAGAAGAAAGGAAGUGCGGGCACUGCCCCCGGUGACGGAGGGCCUGGCACAGAUGAAGACCAGGAGCGGCCCUCAGUGGUCACGGUGGUCUGUCACUGUGUGGAGCAGAUCCUGGAUCUCCAGAACAGUAGUAGAGGGAGACAGCUCUACAGUGGGAGGGUCUGGAUUCCAGAAAUCUUGAGGAAGCGGCUAAAUAUUGAUAUGCACUCAGCUGUGAGAAUUCAACCAAUAAAAUCCACCCCUAAAUUGGCCACUGUAGUCCAACUGCAGCCAUUACAAGAACUGCAGCAGACUGAGAAUGAGCUGGACGUGCAGUCGGCCUUCCUGUGUUGGCUGCAGUCUCAAAGUGACAAUGGCCUGAGCUGUUUAACAGGCCCCUCUCAUUUCAUUACACUUCCUGUCUCUGAAGAAAACCUGGAGUUCACUUUGACUGUAUUAAAGCCAGAGUCGGAGAGUGCAAAGUCUGAUGAGGUGUUCUUGUUGACGGCAGGUCAGCUGCAGAAAACUAACAUACAGGUUGUUUGGGAGCCACUGACUGUCCCUGCAAAAGCUGAUGAUGACAAUGAUUAUCUCAGUUUUCCUUCACUGGACAGCCUUGGGGGAGUGGAGGACCUGAGUGUGAAGGCCUUCGAGCACAUCUCCUACAGUCUGCUGGGAGGGCCCCUGUCUGAAGUGCUGGGGGCCCUGACCCCAGGACUCAGAAACGGGGCCGUGUUGAUCACGGGCGCCAGGGGCAGCGGGAAGAGCGUUUUCUCCAGAGCUCUGUGCAGAAGGGCAGCAGAGGAGCUGGACACUCACGUGGAGGUGGUCGACUGUAAGAAGCUGAGAGGCAAGCGAGUGGACACGAUACGGCAGAGGCUGCAGGAUGUUUUUGAGCAGGCAUCGUGGAGACAGCCUUCAGUGGUGCUUCUAGAUGACCUGGAUCAUGUGACGGGGGCGGCUGUGUCCCCAGAACAUGAGCAUGGCCCAGAGGCAAUUCAUCGUCUUCAGUUAGCCCAGAGUCUGAGGGACCUGGCUGCUGAGGCCGUGCAGCAAGGCGGGCUCCUCACCCUGCUGGCCACCAGCCACAGCGAGCACUCCCUGCACCCAUCCCUGCUGGAGGCCCAGGGCUCCCACUUCUUCCAGUGCUUCACCCACAUACCGCCCCCGGAUCAGGCGCAGAGGACAGAGGUCUUGAGGGCCGUGGUCAGAGGUAAGAGCUUGGUCUCCCAGGACACCCUGGGUGCGCUGGACCUUGAGAGCCUGGCCAGGGAGACCGAGGGCUACCUCCCCAGGGACUUCACUUUGCUACUGGAGAGGGCCAUCCAUGCCAAUGCCCUGCACAACAGGGGCAGCUCUGUGCCAGAGGUGUGUUUAUCCACGUCUGACUUCCAGCAGGCCCUGAAGGGCUUCACCCCGCCCUCGCUGUGGCACGCCCGGCUUCACCCCCCCAGCGCCGUGGGCCUGGAUCGGGUGGGCGGGCUUCACCAGGCCCGGCAGCUGCUGAUGGACACCAUAAUGCUGCCCGCCAAGUACCCCGCGCUCUUCACCAACCUGCCGAUCCGACAGCGAUCCGGCGUGCUGCUGUACGGAGCCCCUGGGACAGGGAAGACCCUGCUGGCUGGAGCCGUGGCCAAGGACAGCGGCAUGAACUUCAUCAGCAUCAAGGGCCCGGAGCUUCUGAGCAAGUACAUCGGGGCGAGCGAGCAGGCUGUACGAGACGUGUUCCAGAGGGCCCAGUCUGCCAAGCCCUGCGUCCUGUUUUUUGACGAGUUUGAUUCCCUGGCACCGCGUCGGGGACACGACAGCACCGGUGUCACGGACAGGGUGGUCAACCAGCUGCUCACCCAGCUGGACGGGGUGGAGGGGCUUCAGGGCGUGUAUGUCCUAGCCGCCACCAGCCGCCCUGACCUCAUCGACCCUGCUCUUCUGAGACCCGGCCGCCUGGACAAGUCCCUGUACUGUCCACCGCCUGACCAGGAAGCCCGUUUGGAGAUCCUGAAAGCCCUGACCCAGUCGGUCCCCAUGGCGGGGGACGUGGACCUGGAGCAGAUGGCCAGCGCGACAGACUCCUACACCGGGGCGGAUCUGAAGGCCCUGCUGUACAACGCCCAGCUGGAGGCCAUCCACAGCAGCCUGGGGGCCGGCUACCUUCAUGACCUGGGCUCUGGCUCAGACAGCGACGUCAGUCUGUCCUCCAUGAUCUUCCUGAACCACAGCAGCGGGUCGGACGACUCGGCCGGGGAGGGCGAGGUGGGGCUGGAGCACGGCGCGGUUCUGCUGGACCCGGGGGAGCUUCCCCCGGAGGACCCGCACCACAACAUCUGGCGCCUCUACUUCGGGAGCUCCUACGAGUCAGAGCUGGGGAACCCGUCCCUCUCAGAGCUGAACUCUCAGUGCCUUUCGGGCCCAAACUCGGUGACCCAUGACCUCACGGGUGCGUCUCUGCGGGACCCGGUCUGCUCCCACACGCCCGUCUUCAUGACCUCCCUGCAGGAGGGCUACCAGGACCUGAGCCACGAGCAGCUGGAGCUGCUCCGCACCGACAUCGCCAGCAUCAAGACCAACUACCGCAACCGCCUCACGGAGGAGUCCGUUCUGCCACAGACGGGGCCCAGUAAACCGGCCCUGCUGAUCUGCCAGGCCCACCUGACCUCUGCCCUGGCCUCUACCCGCGCCUCCAUCAGCAGGCAGGACUGGAGGAGGUACACAGAGCUAUACGAGUCCUUUGGUUACUCAGGGUCGGAUGGGAAGACUCAAGGCAUGGCUGCAUUCAAACCAGGCCAACGCGUGACUCUAGCAUAGCAGAUACAUACACUCACUCAUUUUAUGGUUUUAUACUCAUUGCUCUUCUGCUGUUGUAGCCCAUCCACUUCAAGAGCGUGUUGUGUGUUCAGAGACGCUUCUUCUGCAUACCACUGUUGUAAUGUUAUUUCAGUCACUGUCAUCUUGAACCAGUCUGGCCCUUCUCCUCUGACCUCCCUCAUUAACAAGGCGUUUUUGCCCGUAGAACUGCUGCUCACUGGAUGCAGCAGUUCUGUUUUUCAUACCAUGCUCUGUGAACUCUAAAGAAAUGUUGUGCAUGAAAGUCCCAGGAGAUACUCAAACCACCCCAUCUGGAACCAACAAUCAUUCCAUGGUCACUUGGAUCACAUUUCUUACCCAUUCUGAUGUUUGGUCUGAAUAACAACUGAACCUCUUCACCAUGAGUGCAUGCUUUUAUGCAUUGAGUUUCUGCCACAUGAUUGGCUGACUCGAUAUUUACAUUAAGUAGACCUGUACACCAGCUUAUUAAAGCGCUCACUUGGUGAAUGGAGGCCUAUACCUCCCUGCCAUCUGUGAUAGUGAUUGUAUUUACUUUUGCGUGCCCCUGUCAUGGAGAUAGGGUGGUUGGAGAUCACAAUUUUCACCUUAUACAAAUUAUUUUAUAUGUUUACAUGAUAUAUACCAGAUUCAAUUCAACCAUCACAUUACAUUAAACUCUAAUUACCACCAAGAUUAUAUUGUAUAAUUAUAUAAUGUGAUUAAAACCAAGAUUACACUGUA